Rotaria sp. Silwood2 is the source of this 921-nucleotide messenger RNA. The record is from the annotation of a GenBank genome assembly. NCBI's taxonomy places the organism in Eukaryota, Metazoa, Rotifera, Eurotatoria, Philodinida, Philodinidae.
AUGGAUUUCGAUGAAGAUAAUCAACAUAUGAUGACUGAUGAUGAUGAUGAUGAUGAUGAUCUACAAUCAAAUAAACUUGAUCAAGAAGAAGAAGAAGAAAUGGAUGAAAUUGUUAUGAAUCCAAAUAAUUAUGAUGAGAAAACAGAUUUAGAAGAAGAUAAACAAACUUUAAAAAAAUUAAAAGAAGCGAAAUUAGAUGAACAAUUUCCUGAUGAAAUUGAUACACCAAUCGAUGUUCCAGCACGUGUUAGAUUUCAAAAAUAUCGAGAUGUGCCUGUAACUCGAUUUGAACCUGGUUAUCAUUUAACUGUAACGAGUCUUUUACCACAUGAACAAUGUUUAUCAGUAUUAAAUAUUGUUUUAAAUCGUACAAAUGAUAGUGAAAUAAUUCUUAAAUCAAAAGAACGUCUUAUAUUUCAUGUUGGUUUUCGUCGUUUUGCAAGUUCACCUAUUUAUUCUCAACAUUCAAAUGGAAAUAAACAUAAAUUUGAAAGAUUUUUUCGUCCACGACAAACUCUUGUUGCAACAUGUUUUGGUCCAAUAACAUAUCCAUCUGCAUCAGUUUUAGCAUUUAAACAAUAUCCUGAUGUUAAUCCUGAUCGUAUUAUAUUAAAAAGAAUAGUAUUAAGUGGACAUUCAUUUAAAAUUCAUAAAAGAUCAGCUGUUAUUCGAUAUAUGUUUUUUAAUCCUGAGAAUGUUAAUUGGUUUAAACCAAUUGAAUUACGUACACGAUGGGGUCGACGAGGACAUAUUAAAGAAUCACUUGGUACACAUGGUCAUAUGAAAUGUCUAUUUGAUGGAAUUCUUAAAUCACAAGAUACUGUAUUUAUGAAUCUCUAUAAACGUAUUUAUCCAAAAUGGACAUAUGAACCAUUAUCAAUUCAACAACAAGAAAAUAAACAAGAAGAACAUAUGCAAUGA